Messenger RNA from Hibiscus syriacus, 825 nucleotides. Its product is annotated as heptahelical transmembrane protein ADIPOR1-like. Gene Ontology annotation, molecular function: signaling receptor activity. The transcript has 4 exons. The record is from RefSeq and is a predicted model, not a curated record. Gene Ontology annotation, cellular component: membrane. Lineage: Eukaryota; Viridiplantae; Streptophyta; Magnoliopsida; Malvales; Malvaceae. Bases 16 to 351 code for a protein of 111 amino acids. Gene Ontology annotation, biological process: response to hormone.
GAAACCCCAAGAAAUAUGGAUCCGACCAUCGAUUCCAAUCUUGUUUCCGAGCCUGUUGAGACGGAAAAAUGCAAGAAAAGAGUGCGAUCGCCGUCGCCGUCGUAUAAUUUGGUGUCGUUCAAGGAGUUGCCGGACUACAUGAAGGACAAUGAGUUUAUUCUUAAUCACUAUAAGGUUAACUUGCCCCUCAAAGAAGCACUCUUUAGCAUCUUUCGUUGGCAUAACGAAACACUUAAUGUUUGGACGCAUUUACUUGGGUUUGUUCUAUUUCUGGGAUUAACAUUGACGAAUUUGAUUGAAGUCCCACAGGUGUCUGAUCUCAUUGCCUUCUUUACCAGGUCUUACCUGUGAAUGGAGACAUCAAUGUUUCUCAUCAUUCUCGAGACCUCUUUGUGAGAACAAUGAAUCUCGUCGAUUUGAAGCCAGAAUCAGACAUUACGCCCGUAACGCGGUGACCGUUCUUCGUAUUCUUAGCCGGCACCAUGUUCUGCCUCCUAUCUAGUAGCAUUUGCCACCUCUUUUCUUGCCACUCGCACCAUCUCAGCGUGUCGCUGUUGCGACUCGACUUCACUGGGAUCACCACCAUGAUCGUCACGUCGUUUUUCCCACCAAUCUAUUACGCUUUCCCAUGUGACACGAAAUGGCAAUUCAUCCACCUCGGUGCGAACAUGGGUCUAGGCUUGUUUACCAUUGUGACAAUGCUAUCACCUGCCUUGUCGACCAAGAAAUUCCGAGGGUUUCGAGCUUUACUCUUCUCUUCCAUGGCGCUCUUCGGCAUUAUCCCCGGUAUCCAUGCCGUAAUCAUCAACUGGUCUAAUCCACACC